CUUGCCGCCGCCGCCGCCGCCACCGCCACGCCGCCGCUGUCGCCGCUCGUCGAGCAGCUCACCGAGAUGGGCUUCGCGCGGCGCAGCGUCGAGUGCGCCAUCAAGGCGCUCGGAGUGGCUAGUGAUGUGCCUCCCAGUCCUGAAACACUAGUGGGUUGGUUGUUGGAACACCCUGAGCAACCUCUAUCUUCAUCAGACACAGCAUCUUCCUUUGAUCCUCUUUCUGAGACAGACUCCAUUUCAGAGGAUGCAGAUGAUUUUGGAUCCUCUCACGCAGAUGGGGGCCCCUCUGGUGCGGGUUAUAAUCAACGCCGAGACUUCUUAAGCAAUGAUGAAUAUGCCAUGUAUGUUCGAGACCACAUUGCAGAGGGCAUGCUAGUGCGCUGCUGCCGCACUUAUGAGGAAGUGCAUGAAGGAGAUGUAGGUCGAGUGCUCAAAGUUGACAGUGAAGGUCUUCAUGACCUCAAUGUGCAGGUUGAUUGGCAGCAUAAAGGAUCUACUUAUUGGGUGCGAUUUAUCCAUGUAGAAUUACUUGGCUAUCCCCCUGCUCUCCCAGGACCACCACCUAUUAAAGUUGGUGACCGGGUACGAGUAAAACCGUCUGUUCGCAAUCCAAAAUACAAAUGGGGCUCUGUUACCCAUGGAAGUGUAGGAGUUGUUACAGGUAUCAGUUCAAAUGGACGAGAUCUCACUGUGGAUUUUCCCCAACAAAAUAGUUGGACAGGUGUUGUAGCCGAAAUGGAAGUAGUUCCUUGUUGUCAUGUUGGCAUUACAUGUGAUGGAUGUCAUGCUACCCCAGUAACAGGACCACGAUUUAAGUGUAAAACUUGUGAUGAUUUUAAUUAUUGUGAGCACUGUUUCUAUACCAAACGCUUACAUCGACAUCCAUUCAAUAGACUUGCAGAACCUGGCAGUGCAGCUGUAUAUGCAGGGAAACCUGGCCGCUAUUUCCGACAAGAAGGUAGCAGUAGUUCCGCUAGUUCUGGUCCUGUGGGACUCCUUGAAGACUGGAGUCGCUGCAUAAAAACUCUGAAUGUAUCAUCUCGGGAAACAUGGGCUCAUCACCUAGUAGAUGGCUCUCCUAGCUACUGGCAGAGUAGUGGAGCUCAGGGCAAACAUUGGAUUCGUCUAGAAAUGCAGCCGGGUGUAUUAAUUCAUGCCCUACGCAUGGUUGUGGAUCCAUCUGACUCUAGCUAUAUGCCAUCUUUAGUGGUAGUGAGUGGUGGUGACUCAUUCACGAAUAUGAGAGAGUUGGCCAGUGUAUCUAUUCGGUCCUGUGAUAGUGUUGUGACACUUUUAUCGGAUUUCAAAGAGAUUCUCAGAUAUAGGGUUCCUGUCGUGCGUGGAGAUGGCGGUGCGGCAGUGCCGCAACGGCGGCAUCGACUGCAAGGUGCACGCGCUGGCAGAAUCGUGGUCGCGCGCGGACGGGCGCGGCGGCGCGGCUGGGCACACGGGCUGCUUCGCCGCGCUCUCCUUCCUCGCGUCCGACAGCGAGGAGCUGGCGACGGAGCAGCCCGCGCCCCGCGCGCCGCGCCCCUCGCCCUCGCCCACGCGCACGCCCACGCGCGACGCCCCGCUGCGCCCGCGCGCGCCCGCGCCCCGCCACCGCGACAUGUGGCGACGCCGCGCGCCCCCGCGCCCGCGCCCCCCGAGCCCUCCACCAAGGUGCUGGUGUGGGGGCUCAACGACAAGGACCAGCUGGGCGGGCUCAAGGGCUCCAAGGUGAAGCUGCCCAUCUUCUCGGACUCGCUCAGCGCCCUGCGGCCCCUGCACAUCGCCGGCGGAUCCAAGUCGCUCUUCAUCGUCUCCAUGGACGGCAAGUUGUUCGCAUGUGGUGAGGGGACAAACGGUCGCCUGGGACUAGGCCACAGUUCCAAUGUCUCCUCUCCACGCCUCGUCUCAGGCCUGGCACAGUUCGUUGUCAAGAAGGUGGCUGUGCACUCAGGAGGGAAACAUGCUAUGGCUCUCACCCUGGAUGGCAAAGUGUUCUCGUGGGGCGAGGGCGACGACGGGAAGCUGGGCCACGGCAACCGCCUGACGCUGGAGAAGCCGCGCCUGCUGCGCCGCCUCAAGGCGAAGCGCGUGCGCGACAUCGCGUGCGGCUCCUCGCACAGCGCCGCCAUCACCUCGGCCGGCGAGCUGUACACGUGGGGGCUGGGCGAGUACGGCCGCCUGGGCCACGGCGACAACGCCACGCAGCUGCGCCCCAGGCUCGUCAAGGCGCUGCUCGGCCACCGCGUCGUCCAGGUGGCCUGUGGAAGUCGAGAUGCCCAAACGUUGGCUCUGACCGACGAAGGACUUGUUUUCUCGUGGGGCGAUGGAGAUUUUGGCAAAUUGGGUCGGGGUGGCAGUGAGGGCUGCAAUGUUCCCAGGAGCAUUGAGCGCCUGAGCAAUCUUGGUGUGACACAGAUUGAAUGCGGUGCCCAAUUUUCGUUGGCUCUUACAAAGCACGGACAAGUAUGGACCUGGGGGAAAGGUGACUACUACCGAUUAGGUCACGGCACCGAUCAGCACGUACGGAAACCCACUCUUGUUGAGGGAUUGAGAGGACGGCGUGUAGUUCACGUGGCAGUAGGUGCUUUACAUUGUCUGGCAGUAACAGAUCAGGGACAAGUGUUUGCGUGGGGAGAUAAUGACCAUGGACAGCAAGGCAACGGAACAACUGUGGUUAAUCGCAAACCUGCACUUGUUCAUGGGCUAGAAGACGUGAGAGUCAAUCGUGUUGCAUGUGGCUCCUCACAUUCUGUAGCAUGGAGUGCCUUUGACAUGCAGGUGCCCAAUAUGCAUGAACCUGUGCUGUUUGUCGCCUCCGCAGACCCCCUGGGGGCCAGUGCUCUAGGUCUUCUGGGCACAGAUGAAAAAACUGCGUCAGUGGCAGCAGCAACGGGCGGUACAGGGCUCAAUGGUAGUGCAGGUGCCAGCCGCGGGGGACCACCCCCUGUGUCCUUGUCACGAAUGUUGCUCUCUUUGGAAACUCCAGCAGCUCAACAGCGUGCCCUGCAACAUGUCCUAAGUGCCUUGCAAGUCCUUCAAGCACGUGAGGCUGUUGUGGCUGCAUUGUCCUCACACACUAGUGUGCCAGGGCUCACUAAGCCAGGUAGCUCACUGGAAGUUCGGACCCCUGACAGUCCAGGAGAUGGCUGCAGCCGUGCGUCCCCAGCUGCUGCGCUCUUUGAUGAGGCAGCUGAAAUUGCUCAAGGCGGUGGUGAAGCCCCUGCGUGUGUCCUUGAAGCUGUCAGCUUUAGCUCCCCGACGACGCCCGAGUCGGAGCAGAGCCCGCUGGCGGCGCUGCCGUCGCUGUCGGCGUCGCUGUCGUCGCGCCUGUCGGCGAGCGCGAUGAGCGUGAUCGCGGCGACGGCCACGUCGCGGGCGCACGUGGUGGGGUGCGCGGCGGAGGAGGACGCGGAGGCCGAGGCGGAGGCGCGGCCGGGGGCCACGGCCGCGCCCGACGACUUCGCCGCGCUGCUCGGCGCCGACGACGCGCGCGCCCUCGUCGACCUGCUCAAGCUGGCGGUGGCCGGGCGCGCGGGCCCCGGCCCGUCCCCGGGCGCCGGCGCCAAGCACACCGUCGCCGGCGUGCUGCUCGCGCUGGCGGGGGCGAGCGCGGCGGUGCGCGAGCUGCUGCUGGAGCUGUGCGUGACGGAGCUGGAGGACGUGGCGCUCAACACGCGCGCGCUGCGCCUGGCGCCGCAACCCGUCGUGCAGGAGAGCAGCCACCCCUACGCCGACGACGCCACGCUCACCGGACACGUCAAGAUCCCAGGCGCCAAGGGGCUGCGCGUGGAGUUCGACCGCAUGUGCUCGUCGGAGCGGCGCCACGACCCGCUGGUGCUGAUGGACGGCGCGGGGCGCACGGUGGCGGUGCGGUCGGGGCGCGAGUGGGCCGAGUGGGCGCCCGAGCUGCGCGUGGCCGGAGACGAGCUGCGCUGGAAGUUCUCCAGCGACGGCUCCGUCAACGGCUGGGGCUGGCGCUUCACAGUGCACCCCAUCGUGGCGGCCGCCGGACCGCACGAGCUGGGCUCCGACCGCGCCAUCCUCUCGCAGCCCUCGGUGGAGCUCGUCACGUGCCUGCUGGAGCCGCGCCUCGUCGCGGCGGCCGAGCGCGCGCUGGUGGCGCGCCUGGCGGCCGCUCUCGCCGCCUGCGCGCAACUCUCUUCGCUC
Messenger RNA from Gryllus bimaculatus (two-spotted cricket), 4161 nucleotides. The record is from the annotation of a GenBank genome assembly. NCBI's taxonomy places the organism in Eukaryota, Metazoa, Arthropoda, Insecta, Orthoptera, Gryllidae.